Messenger RNA from Vitis riparia (riverbank grape), 429 nucleotides. RefSeq lists its product as uncharacterized. NCBI's taxonomy places the organism in Eukaryota, Viridiplantae, Streptophyta, Magnoliopsida, Vitales, Vitaceae. The record is from RefSeq and is a predicted model, not a curated record. The transcript has a single exon. Bases 1 to 429 code for a protein of 142 amino acids.
AUGAUAGACAUCGUUAUUACCGUUGCUACAAAAGUUUCAGAGUACUUGGUUGCUCCAAUUGGACACCAGCUUAGUUAUCUGUUUUGCUACCGCAGCCACAUGGAUGAACUCGACAAGAAGAUUCAGGAAUUGGGGUGUAUGAGGGGUGACCUUCAGAUAACUAUUGAUACAGCUAUUAGAAGUGGGGAUGAAAUCAGACCUAUUGUUCAAGACUGGCUGACUCGGGUAGAUGGGAUUACAGGGCAGGCAGAAGAAUUAAUGAAAGAUGAAAAUAAGAGUUGUCUCAAUGGCUGGUGUCCUAAUCUCAAGUCACAUUACCUGCUAAGCAGAGAAGCGGACAAAAAGGCGCAGGUUAUUGUUCAAAUCCAAAAAGACCAUAAUUUCCCCGAUGGCGUAUCAUAUUGUGCCCCUCCAUCGAAUAAACAGUAA